AUGGCGCCAAAGGCGACAGGCGGUGCAGGACAGAAGACCGCCCAGGACUAUGUGACAGGACUGUGGCAGCAAGGGGUGGAUGAGGCGUCCGUGCGCCAGCAACUCCGUGAAGAUGGCUACAAGGCAGGAAGGAUUUCGCAAUUGAUCAAAGCAACGCGGCCCGCGCAAGAACAGGAGAGUCGAGCUGCAGCAGCCCCAAAGAGCAUGGCGAGGCUGGCAGGGAAGUCAAGAUCUUCAAGCUCCGCAUUGAGUCGGGAGGCAGCGCCUGCAUCUCCACGGCCUGAGCUGGAAGACACGGGCAAUCAAGCAGAGGUAGAGGUGGAAAUGCCCAACGCCGAGCCAAAUCGCGAAGAUCGACGCCAGGUACAAAGCGCCGGCGCAGAGCCAGAUGCAAAGGGAUGGGACGCCGCUGCAGCAAUUAUGGAUGUGGACAGCGGCGGCACCCCCGCUGCGUGGGAAGAGCGCGAGACUGUUGAAUCGGAGGCGUCCCUGGAAGAAGCGGAAGGCAUGGAGGACGUGCUGAGUGAACUUGCAAGCACUGCGGGCGAUGAUAUCAGCGACGAAGAAACAGAGCAGGACGUUGCAACAAUGAGCCAUGCAGAGCAAGAUAUCGGUGAAGUUUAUGGCUUGAUGAGCUCCAUGCGCGAUGUUGCUGAUGAUACCAGCAUGUGCACCGACGAUGGAGAAGACACAGUAGAAGGCGAAGAAUUCGGGAAGCCCGAGGAGAUUGCCAUGGCAGUGGAGGUGCGAGGGGAAUCCGACGAGGGCGCCGAAGACGAGGAGAGCCCAGCAGAAAGGGAUCAACAAGAAGGCGCGGCAAUGGCCAUAGACGCGGGGGACGCGGAAGUCACGCGCGCGUCGAAGGACGAAGGCGACGAAGAAUCUGAAGAGGCAACGGACGCGUCUUCAGAGGAGUCAACGGGAGAGGAGGAAGCCAUGGAGCCAGCACAAAAGCGACACCGCUGCCAAGUAGACGGUGGAACCGCCGCGGAUUUGCCAGAACCACAAGCCAUGAAGCGCCCGGCCGCCAGAAGACCGUCGUCCAAAGAGCGGUGCCAAGGCUACAAUGGGCAGGCAUGUCGCUUCAACCGCGUCAACCCGGGCAACCCAGCAAGGAUUCAACCAGCGCGGCAACAGACCCAUUGCUUGCUCUGCGACCCCGUCCAGCUGCAAGCAGAUAGCAAGAAAACGCGCAAGAAUCCAUUGACGGCAGCCUUGAAGCAAUUCGUGGCGGAAGACGACGAAAAGGUCUUCAACGACGCAAUUGCCCGUGUUCGGCAAAUCCUGGGCGAUGCUGCCGCGGCGGACUUCGAGAGCCGCGCCCGUGGUCGACGGCGCCUGCAGGUGCCCAAGGGGCCGCUGCCCAAGUGGGAGGAGGAACUGCGCCGCUGCAAGCCGAGCGGAGCACCUCUGACAGAGGAACGCCGCCAACAGCACGAGAAAGAGGUGCAGGCAGACCAGCGUAUUGCCAGGCGGAAAAUCUUCUAUCCGGAAAGAAUCAAGAACCGCCACAAGGUGACACCAGAGACUGAGGCUGAGGAGCGCCGGCGAGUCGCUCUGGCAGGCACCGUCGAGCAACUGGCGCCCAAUGAUGUCGAAUUACCAGGACCUACAGACCCGACGCAAAAGAUGAUAGAGCGCUGGUGCAAGGAAGGGUCUUGGGCUAUCUGCACCACAUGCCACUCCAUGAAUAUGAGGCCCCUGGAGCCCCAGGAUACCCGAAAUGUCCGCUCGCCCACCAUACCCUCCUCCAAAUGCAAAGCUUGCGCGAGCGGCGUCUACAUUCCCCAGCUGCAAGACGUCCCUCCGAAGUUGCGCGGCCUUAAUGACAAGGUUCUGCAAGCCUUACGGCCCUUGGACAUAGAUACCGGCACCUUCCAAAUGGCAGAAUAUGGCUAUAGGGUUCAUACUUCAAUAAUAUCGUUCGCCUGGGCUGCAGAAAGCGUGCACGCCAAGAUUGCAGCACUCACGAAGAAACGGGAUCGAAAGAAAGCUCGGGCCGCCCUUCGCCAUUUGAUAGAAGAAGCCCCAAGCAGCAACUAUUACAGGACGUUUUACAAAGACCACACCGAGUUCCUCCAGACCCACGGCAAGGGCUUGCCAAUCUCGAAGCGAAAACAACCUUUGCGAUUCAUGGAGUCCGAAGGUUUGGAAUGUUGCUUGUGGCCCCACCUGUACUGGCGGGGCGACUUGUGUGAGACGGUUGUGCGGUUAGCGCACGAAGCCCGCCAGAAAAGGAAACGCAAGGCGGAAGAUGAUGACGGGUCGGACGAUGAGGAGCUCAGCCCCGGGGCGCGGCAGGUGAAAGAGCGAGCCGGCCGCGUCAGAAUGCACUUCCUCAGGAAGGUCCUGUCGCCCGUUGUCGGAUAUGGCUCGGACUACGAGCUCCUACACUUUGUCUACGAUUUAAGUAUGUGGACCACCAUCGGAACCAAGAAAAACAUCGCUUCGCAAUACAACGCGCAGCUCCGGCUCGUGCUGAAAGGUUGCCCUUGGGCACCACAAUACUGGCGUGUUCAGCAUCAGACAGUCAUCGACGUCCAACGCCAGUGCGGCAACGCAAGGCUGUUUCGUACCAGGGCGCCCUACGAACGCACCUUUCCUUACCACCGGUGGGUCAUGGACGAGCAAGCAAAGCUGGGCAGGCGUAGAAUGCAUUUGUCGGGGCCCGAAACCCUCCACAUGGCGCAUGUCCUGCUGCAGCUCGACAAGGGAUUCAUCUGCGGAGACAAGUUCUCGCCAAGCAAUCCCAGCAAAACAUGGCAGAAUCACGUGCUCGGAUGCGCCGACGGCACCAGCCGCCCGACCGUGCAAGCCCGCGUGACCAGGCUGGGGUUUCAAGACGGAAAGCGCAAGCUCGCAACGCAAAAAUACCACGGCCGCGGCACCACGCACUCCCACUCUCUGGACUUCCUGCAAAACGUUGAGGCCAUCCACCUGCAAACCAAGAUCUCAGCAAGCAUCCCGUCGGCAGAGACAGAGCCAUUCAUGCACGGGCUGGUGACGGACUCGCAAUGCGAUCGCAAGGACUCCAAAAUACCGGUCCGCGAAGAGCCGUCAAUAUGGGACCCCGAGGGGGAUCAGCUCUUGCUUCACCACUCGGAAGAUGACAAGCUUCAGAACGUGCGCGCGUACUUUAGAGACACGAUGCCCAUCACAAAGUGCCACGAAGAUAUCCAGCAAGGCGGAGGGCGCAGACAUCGCCACUAUGCUCACCUGCGCUACGUCGCCACAUACGGCACCAAGUUCAGCUCUAUGGAGCAGGAUUGGUUGAAUGACGACGCCUCGGAUUUCAGCGUGACCCGGCGAAUCCUGUGCGGCAAUCAGCCCUUGGAGCCCGAGAUGUGGAUGACCUUGGCGGCAAACAGAAGCCCAAGGUUUAUACAGAAUUAUGAAGAAUCUGAUUGGAGACCCUACGGCAUGAACCUGUUGGAGUUCCUCCGGAAGACCAACAGCGAAGGAGGCAUUCUCCAACACAUCAAACAGAAACACACCCGCCAUCUUUGGAAAGAAGCCGCGGAAGCAUUCAAAGGCGAAGAAGAUCAGCAAGAGCUGCUGAAAGAUUGGCAAGAAGCGUUCAAGGCUGCAAACCAGGAGAGAAAACGCCACCAGGAGAAGCCGUUGGAACUUUUCGACUUCUUGUUCGACAACGACGCCAUACCCAUGGUGACCUCCUUAGAACAAUUUGCCAUAGACUUCAAGCCACAAGGCGAAAAAGCGAUUGCUGCUAUGGUGAACAGCCGGUUGAACGACAAAUUUUACGGACAGUGGCUUGUACUCAACGUCCCCUUCAGGCACCUGGAAGAUUUCGAACGGGAUGCCCCAGCCAUUGCAGAAAAAGUGCCGGA
Cladocopium goreaui is the source of this 3848-nucleotide messenger RNA. NCBI's taxonomy places the organism in Eukaryota, Dinophyceae, Suessiales, Symbiodiniaceae. The record is from the annotation of a GenBank genome assembly.